This is a messenger RNA of Jatropha curcas, 1454 nucleotides long. RefSeq lists its product as uncharacterized. Lineage: Eukaryota; Viridiplantae; Streptophyta; Magnoliopsida; Malpighiales; Euphorbiaceae. The record is from RefSeq and is a predicted model, not a curated record.
UCUCCUAAAUCCCACUUCGUCAAACCUCGCCACGUGUACAUAUCAAACCCGUGCCUCCUUUCGCCAAAAAAAACUUCCCUCCUUCCUCGUCUUCUGCACUCGUUACAUUACCAGGAAAAAAGCCAGAACGAGAAGAAUUCUAAAUAUCGCAUUGAGGCAGAGAAAUUCAGCUUCAAUCAUGGACUUCUGGAAUAAAGCUCGAAGCUUCGCCGAGGAAGCCGCGAAGCGUUCUCAAGAGCUGACCAAGGAAGCCGCCAAGCGAUCCCAGCAGCUCACUAUCGGCUCUUCCAAGUUCUCCGACAUCGUUUUGGAAACGGCUAAACGCUCUAAGGAGAUUGCCGCUGAGGCCUCUAAACGCUCUCAAGAGAUUACUAUUGGUUCCUCGAAGCUAUCCGACAUCGUAUCGGAGACGGCUAAGCGUUCCAAGGAGAUAGCUGCCGAGGCUUCGAAACGAGCCGACCAGAUCAAGAUUGAAGCCAUCAAGCGAGCUGAUCAGAUAAAGUCCUUAGCCGAAGGGAUCACGCCAUCUGGUCAUCUCCCGCGCACGGACUCUACAGCAGAGGCGCAGCAGGAGGAAAAGGAGAAGGAACUCGAGAGAUUCGGUAUAACGGAGGAGUUAAGAGAGUUUGUGAAAGAAAUUACUUUGAGCACAUUUCAAGAUUUUCCAUUACCAGAUGAUUCGGAGAUAUCUGAUGUGCCCACGGUGUCAAAUGUGAGACAGGAUCUUACUGAGUGGCAAGAAAAGCAUGCCAAACUCGUGUUAUCAACUGUCAAGGAAAUAUCAAAGUUUAGAUAUGAGUUGUGCCCACGUAGUAUGAAAGAAAGAAAAUUCUGGAUGAUAUAUUUUAUUCUAGUGAACAGUCAUGUUGCACUCUAUGAGAAGCGGUACAUGGAGCAGGCUGCACAGGAUUCUGUGGAGUAUGUAAAAGGCAAUGAAGUGGAGGAACCUCCAAAAGCCACAGUAACUUCUAAACAGGAGGUGAAAAAACCAAACCAGCAAACUAAAGCAUCAUCCCUAUCAUCUGCUGACCAAGAUUUGGAUGUAUUCCUCCUGGGUGGAGAAAGUGAUGAAGGCCCAGAUGAUAGUGAUGGGACCUUUGAUGAUGAUUUGGACAAGAUGGUGGAUAGUUCGGAUGAUGAGAAAAGGAAGCUAUAGACUACUGCUUCUUAAAAUUUCAAGAGAGAAGCUGCAUUGGCCGUUGGAAUAAGCAACUCACUGGGAGACCUUCUGCACAUAAAAGCUUUAGGUUCAUCAGUAUUGUAUUCUCAUUGCUGCACCUCUCUUUAUUUCAUUCCAUUGAUUUCUGUGUAAAGAAUGUUUAUUAAUUUUUUUUCAUUGGUUACAAUCUCUUCUUUUGUAAAUGUAAAUGUUCAGUUUUAGAGUUUGUACUUGGUUUUAUCUUUUCAUUUCAUUUUCUUAUCAAAAGUAAAUAGAAAUCCACUUUCUAAAUGUA